AUGAAUAAUGAUAAUGAAAAUGCAUCUGCCGCAGGAAAUACAAACAAUGGAACUGUUUCUGCAGUAACAAUAAAAUUGCCUGCAUUUUGGCGAGCUAAUCCAGAACUUUGGUUUAUACAAUUAGACUCGCAAUUUAAGCUCGCGAAUAUAACUGCGGAAUCUACAAAAUUUCACCAUGUUGUGUCAGCGCUACAACCAGAAGAAUUGGCGGUGGUUGGCGACAUAAUUUUGCAGCCACCAAGCAGUUCUCCAUAUACUGCAUUGAAAACUAGACUCUGCCAACAAUAUGCAGAAAGUGAAACGGAACGUUUUAAAAGUUUAAUCUCCGGUAUGCAGUUGGGUGAUAAAAAGCCUUCACGAUUGUUACUAGAAAUGCGAAGCAAAUCCCCUAGUCAUAUAAGUGAAGAAUUGCUAAAAACUUUAUUUUUACAAAGACUUCCAGUAAAUGCACAGCAAAUUUUAGCUAUUUCCAGUGAUGAUUUGGACAAACUUGCAAUGAUGGCUGAUGGAAUUAUUGCAACUGAUAAUAACUGUACGAAGAUUACAGCUGUUUCAUCCGAUCAGCAGUCAGUUCAAGACAUGUUGCAUGACAUUUCUUCCCGUCUUAGCCGAUUAGAAAUGAGUUCUCGCUCUCGUGAUAAAAGCCCUCAUUUUAAUCCAAAAAGAAGACGUUCCCAAAGUCGUAAUAGAAAACACUUUAAUGGCCUGUGUUGGUACCAUUAUCGUUUUCAAGAUAAAGCAAAUAAAUGCAUAAUGCCCUGUACUUAUUCCUCGGAAAACUAA
Messenger RNA from Uloborus diversus, 783 nucleotides. RefSeq lists its product as uncharacterized. Lineage: Eukaryota; Metazoa; Arthropoda; Arachnida; Araneae; Uloboridae. Bases 1 to 783 code for a protein of 260 amino acids. The record is from RefSeq and is a predicted model, not a curated record. The transcript has a single exon.